Messenger RNA from Chenopodium quinoa (quinoa), 1418 nucleotides. RefSeq lists its product as uncharacterized. The transcript is spliced from 4 exons. Bases 359 to 985 code for a protein of 208 amino acids. The record is from RefSeq and is a predicted model, not a curated record. Lineage: Eukaryota; Viridiplantae; Streptophyta; Magnoliopsida; Caryophyllales; Amaranthaceae.
CCGGGUUUGUAGAUACUGCGCAACUCGCCCGCUAAAUGGAUCAUGCUAGCCCUUUUUUUAGUCAAAUGGCCUAAGGCCAUAGUAUCCACCCGGCCCACUUUGAUAUGCCCUCUUAUACCAAUAUGAAGUUUGACAAAAACACCUACAAAUAAAAACAGAAAGCACAUAUUAUAUCCUUAUUCGUCCGCCAAAAUUAGGCAAAAACACUCUAGCGCGCGUACUCAUUCCCUUGAAAUUAAUUCUCGUGCAAAAACAUAAACCUGCAAACUACCUUCUCAACUCAACAGUGUAAAUUUCUUUCAACAUUAAACCCUUGAAAUUCUUUUUUGAGGGUUUUGAUCGAUUGUGAGAGAAGAAGAUGAGGAAGAUGCAUCGGAAACAGAUGGUUGGUGAUAGAACCAAAAUUGCAGAAAAAAUGUCAAUGCAUAUGAUGCUUAUGGGUUACAAUGGAGAUUAUAAAUCUAUGCUUUCUCAAGAACUUAAUAGUCGAUUAUGGAAGAGAAAUGGUAAAUUGAGUCGAAAACGAAUGCGAAGAUUUCAUUUUUUGUUAAUUACUGCUGAUAGUCCUACAUUGUUGUCUUUCACUGUUGCAUUGGGGAGGUUAAUUUGGAGUAAUAAAUUGAUGGUGAAACGAAGAAAUAUUGAGAAGAAACUGUCUGAGAAGAUUAAAGAAUGGAGUGUUAAGAAGAAAAAAAGGCAAGGAAAGCCGGGUAAAUUGAAGGCGAGGAAGUUGAGCUUGAAGAAGGAGAAGAGGAAGAAAAGGAAAGAAUAUGUUGUGGUACCAAGGAUUGUUUUCGGGUUUCAGAUGAGACCGGUUUUGGGGUCGAGGUUGAGGUUGGUGAUCAAGCGGAAGAUGAGAAGACAGCAUAGUAAAAGUGAUCAUGGUAGUCAAAUGUAUAGGCUGGCAAUGGCUAUGAAGUAUCUGUCUCUUCGAAAUGUUUAUAUUACAUCCGAGUGGGAGUUUUGGACUGUCUGCUUUGUUUAGGAAGUUACUGGUUUCUGGGGGAGCAUUGCAUUACAAGAGGGUUUGAGCAAUUCUUUGAGUUCGGUUGCUAAGGAGUUUGGACUCUAUGUAGUCUCAGCUGACCAUUUGGAGCGCCUGGAAAGUGGUUUUGGAUGUUCUUCCAGUCUUCGUUGUGUAGGUUGUCGAGUAGACUAAUGUUGUAGAGAACGUAUAUCCAAUACAUCACUCAUCAAGAUCUUUUGGUUAGAUAUAUUUUAAUUUUCCUCACCGUGUUCUGAGUUCUGACUGCUUGUAUUCGAUAGUUGGAGUGGGUUGCCGAAUGUCUCAGAUCUCCCAAGUUAGUAGUUAAAAUGUACAUAAUAUACGUUAAUCUCUCUCGUAUAAGAUAUCAAUGGAUACCUGGUAUUAACCCAAAAAAAAAAAAAAAAAAAAAAAAGAAAAAAAAAUCAUAUUU